UUCGGAUUCCUUGCGACUUCCAGUUGUGGCUGUUUCGUUGAUAAUAAAUAAGCUUAUAAGCCCGGUGGGUUCGCGAAGGGGAGUCAUCAAUCGCUAAGGGAUGUUGUUCCUGGUGAGGCGGUGAAGUUGUUGUAGGUUUGGGUCGCGGUGGGAAGCAAACGGGGGUUCAGAUCCUUGCGGGCGUGGACUUGUUUGUUUUGAGAUGGCCUCCAUGAACGAGGUUAUGAACAAGAAAAAUGAUCCUGAAUGGAUCGCCGAGAAUGAUGAUGGGAAGGUAAAGAAAGGGAAAGGAGGUGGCGGAGGUGGAGGUGGUGGUGAAGGAGGUGCGAAAGGAGGAGGUGGUGGUGAGAAAAAUGACAGCAACAAAGUCGAGCUGAAAGACAAUAAACCCAAGGCACCUGCAGUGCCUAAACAUGAGUUCAGAGUGAAGAUGUGCUGCCCGAAGUGUGAGGAGAAAGUUAUGGAAGAAGCUCAAUACGCCUCUGGUGUGCAAUCCGUGAGCAUCGACCGUGGCAACAGCAAAGUCACUGUGGUUGGGUAUGUCGAUCCCGCAGCUUUGUUGAAGAAAUUUAAGAAGAAUGUUGACAAGAAGGCGUCCAACUGGACUGUAGAAACAAAGAAAGAGCCUGGUGGUAGUGGCGGUGGCAAAGGUGGGAAAGCAGAGAAGGGUGGUGAUAAAGGAUCAGAGAAGGGACAGAAGCAAGGAAAGGCAGAGAAAGGGGGUGAUGGAGAGAAAGGUGGCAACAAGGGAGAAGGUGGCAAGAAAAAGGGUGAAGACGGGGGUGGCAACAAUCAACAGAGCAAUGGCAAAGGAGGUGAAGGUGGUGAAGGGAAGGCUAAAGGUAAAGGAGGUGGAGCUGGUGGCAAUAACAACGAUCAGAACAAGAAUAAAGAAGGUGGAGAUAAGGGCGGUGGUGAAGGGAAGGCUAAGGCUAAUGUAGGCAGUGGCGGCGGAGGAGGCAACAACAAUCAGAAUAAGAAUGAAGGUGGGGGUACAGGUGGAGGUGGAGGGGGCACUGCUGGGGGUGCUGCCGCUGCUGGUGAAGGAAAGGGUAAAGGUGGAGGAGGAGGAGGAGGAGGAGGAGGCAGCGGCAACAACAAUCAAAACAACAAGGAACCAGAAUACCCCGUAGUAUUCCAUCCCCGCAGCUACGAUUACGGAGGAUUUCAAUCUUUGAUGAAUCCCAGAGGAAUUUACACGGACCCUCGAGGUUCAUAUGAUCCCCAGGGCUCAUACGGGGGAAUGGAUCCUCGGAGUUCAUACGGAGGAUUGGACCCUCGGAGCUCAUAUGGAGGAGGGAGCUACUACGAACCUGAGAGUGGAUAUCAGCCCAAGGACAACUAUUACAGCGAUUACAGACCCAGCCAAUCCUACCCUGCCAACUUCCGCACCCACGACUCCAACAAUCAGCCUAUCACCAACCCAAAUUACAUGAAGAGCAUUCAAUACUGAGUCACAGUUCUGGUUUUGUGCAGGAGAUCGUCACACGAUCAUCACGAGGUCCCCCCUCCCCCCCGUCCUCUGUGAUGCCGAUAGUCUGUGAUUAGAGGGCAUGUGUGCCAUGAAGAGAUGUGGUAGGCCUCUGCACUGGAGUCGGUGGGGUGAGUGUGGCUUAGCUUGUGUUGGUUUCUGCAAGUGUUGCGUGAUUUGAAAGCACUGUGUAUGUAUAUAUGGACCGGGUGCUUCUCGUGAUGGUUAUGGAAAGGCAUAACUUUGACACUCAAUUCAUUCCAGCAUGUGUUAGAAAGCACGCUGCUGUGUGUGAGCGUUGCUGCGUUUAUACUGAAUGCCGGGUGAAGUGGAUUCAAUGAAGAUGGAUUCUGCUCGUGGAAACUCACGUUGAGGUGCACCGAUGCGAAUGCAGUUCACGUGCUGUUUGUUUGUUUGUUUUUAUUUUUAUUUUUAUUUUUCGACAGGAACUGGGAUCAAAGAGAAACCAUCACAGAUGCAGUUUUAUUUCAUUUAAUUUUAUUUUUUCAAAAAAUAUUCUUUUGUAGUGGUGUCUGAACACUUGCCUCAAGGAUAGAGAUUCUCUAUUCCGAGUUGAGCAGUGCUAAAUUUGAGCCUUCGAAGUGCAGAGAGAAGUGCCUCCGAGUAGCCAGCUUCUUCAUUCCAUUUUAUAAACACCUUUUACUUGGAUUGGUGAUUGAGAAGAUCAUGUGGCAAUUAAUUGAUGCUCGAUGUUUCAA
Messenger RNA from Physcomitrium patens, 2190 nucleotides. RefSeq lists its product as uncharacterized. The record is from RefSeq and is a predicted model, not a curated record. NCBI's taxonomy places the organism in Eukaryota, Viridiplantae, Streptophyta, Bryopsida, Funariales, Funariaceae. Gene Ontology annotation, molecular function: metal ion binding.